Messenger RNA from Sceloporus undulatus (fence lizard), 5497 nucleotides. RefSeq names its product actin filament associated protein 1 like 2 (gene AFAP1L2). Gene Ontology annotation, biological process: regulation of mitotic cell cycle; regulation of interleukin-6 production; inflammatory response. The transcript is spliced from 20 exons. Lineage: Eukaryota; Metazoa; Chordata; Lepidosauria; Squamata; Phrynosomatidae. Gene Ontology annotation, cellular component: cytosol. The coding region runs from base 193 to 2736 and encodes 847 amino acids. The record is from RefSeq and is a predicted model, not a curated record. Gene Ontology annotation, molecular function: SH3 domain binding; SH2 domain binding.
CAGCAGCUACUGCUUGGCAAGGCGAAAGGAGGAUCGUCCCAAAAGGAAGCAAGCAAGCAAGAAGAUACCCUGGAGAAGUUGGGGGAAGCCUGAGAAACGCAGAGCCCCGCCUGUCUCUUGGCUCCAUCUGUAGCAAAAAUAAAAAGUCAAAGUCAACUAAUAGGAGGGAGGAAGGGAAAGAAAGUCCCCAGGAUGGAUAAAUACAAAGCUCUGGAACAACUGCUCACAGAACUUGAAGACUUUUUGAAGAUACUGGAUAAGGAAAACCUCAGCAGUAUGGCUGUAGUGAAAAAGAGUUUCCUUGCUGACCUCCUUCGUCUAUGCACAAAAUCAAGUGGUGGUGAUGAGGAAUAUAUUUACAUGAACAAAGUCACCAUCAAUAAACAGCAUGGUGAACUAGAGAAAUCAGACAAAGCCUUAGGUCACAGGGAUUCCUUGACCAAUGGGGAAGUGGAGCAACAUUUGUCUCCUCCUCAAAAGAGUUUGCCAGACCUUCCACCUUCCAAAAUAAUCCCAGAAACAAAACCACAUUCAGGCUCUAAAGCUGAAUCUCCAGAAGGGUACUAUGAAGAAGCUGAGCCCUAUGGCAUCUCUCUGAAUGGUCUUUAUGGUAGACUUGCAGCUAUUGGAUCGAGGCCAGGAUUGCAGGUUACUGAGGGAGUCAUAUAUGCCACAAUAACUAUGGAUGAUGGAGAAGCAGUCAGCAGUUCCUAUGAAUCCUAUGAUGAGGAAGAAAGCAGUAAAGGCAAGUCAGCUCCCCACCAGUGGCCUUCUCCUGAAGCUUCCAUUGAACUCAUGAAAGAUGCCCGGAUCUGUGCUUUCCUCUGGAGAAAGAAAUGGCUGGGUCAGUGGGCCAAACAGCUCUGUGUGAUUAAGGACAACAGAUUAUUGUGCUACAAGACUUCCAAGGAUCACAGUCCUCAAUUGGAUGUUAAUUUGCUGGGCUGCAGUGUCAUCCACAAGGAGAAGAAUGUGAGGAAGCAGGAACAUAAACUGAAGAUCAUCCCAAUGAAUGCUGAUGUCAUUGUGCUGGGCUUGCAGAGUAAGGACCAGGCAGAACAGUGGCUCAGAGUAAUCCAAGAGACAAGCGGUCUCUAUCCAGAUGGGUUGAGCGAAGGAAAUCAGUAUGUUCCAGACUCCCAACGGCUUAGUUACCCCAAAGUAGAGACUGAGAGGUAUUCAACAGCACCAGAAAGUGGAAGCAGCACUGAUGGUCACACAGAAUUGAUGGAAACUAAAGAUGCUAAGAGGAAGGGCACAUCAGGAUUAAAACUAAGCAACCUGAUGAAUCUUGGAAGAAAGAAAUCUGCCUCACUGGACAGUCCAGAACGGUCUUUGGAUACUUGUACAUAUCUGAAUGUAUUGGUGAAUAGCCAGUGGAGAUCUCGGUGGUGUUAUGUGAAAGAGGGACAGCUCCACUUCUACCAGGAUAAGAACAAAACCAAAACUGCCCAACAGCCUCUGAACCUGAUAGGCUGUGAAAUUAUCCCAGACCCAAGUCCUGAUCACCUCUACUCAUUCCGGAUUCUGCAUAAUGGGGAAGAACGGGCCAUGUUAGAGGCCAAGACUUGUGAAGAAAUGGGUCACUGGCUUGGUCUCCUUUUAUCAGAAUCUGGCUCAAAAACAGACCCUGAAGAACUUACCUAUGAUUAUGUUGAUGCUGAUAGGGUUUCCUGCAUCGUCAGUGCAGCAAAGAAUUCGUUACUCUUAAUGCAGAGGAAGUUCUCAGAGCCCAACACAUACAUUGACAACUUGCCAAAGGAAAAGGAGGAACAAGAAGAACUCUACGAUGAUGUGGAUGUUCCAGAAGCAACAAUGGAGGAAAUACCUCAGAGUGAAAGCAAAUGUGAAGGGGAACAGGACAGAGUCUAUCUUGACCUCACACCAGUUCAGACUUUCCUGUACUGUGCUGGCAAGCAGCAUGGUCAGUUGUCCCCUUCAGCAUCUCCUCCUCUGCAAAGAUCUGCCAGCAAGAGUUCAACUGACUCUGAGAAAGAUUCAUCCAUGGUCCAUAAAGAAGGCGAGUUGAACAGAAGAUCAUUGGAAACUCCAGACAAGAAGCCUCCAGAUGUGGAUGAGCUCUUGCCACUGAGGACAACCACAGUAAAAAUCCAGGCUCAGCAGCAGCAAAUUGCCUUUCCACAUAGUGGCCUUGAGUUUAAGAAUGCCACCACAGUUGUGACUGCACCCAAAGAGAAGGGAGAACGGCCCAAGGCAGUGAAUCCAGCACCUGUUGAAACCAAACUGGGCAAAAACAGGACAGAAGCUGAAGUGAAGCGAUACUCAGAAGAACGAGAUCGCCUGGAGAAGGAAAAAGAAGAAAUCCGCUCCCAGCUGGCACAGCUUCGGAAAGAGAAAAGAGAGAUGAAAGAGUUGCUGACAGGCUGCACAGACAAGAGCCUUUUGUCCACAAUGGAGCAAAAUCUGAAGGAAAUAGAGGAGGAAUGCAAACGGAAAGAAGAUCAGCGUGUAGACUUAGAGCUGAACCUUGUGGAAGUAAAAGAAAAUCUAAGGAAAGCUGAAUCUGGUCCAGUUACACUUGGUACUGCUGUGGAUACCACACACCUGGAGAAUGCAAGCCCUAAAAUGAAAGUUGCCAACUCUAUUAAUAGUACUGAAAACUCGCCCGUCAAUUCAGCAAUGGCAUUAAAAAACCGGCCACUCUCUAUCAUGGUCACAGGGAAAGGAACAGUUCUACAGAAAGCUAAGGAAUGGGAGAAGAAAGGUGCUAGUUAGGUUUUCAUAGUGUCAAGAGUGGACUUAUGACUAGAAUUGGCCAUUCAUGGACUACAGGAUACUGUUGACAGUAGAUAAAAGGUCUGGAAAAGGCAAAGUGCCACAAGAAGUAUGUAUACUGUGUCGCUCCAUCUAGAAGAAAUUAUGGACCCUGGCCAGAUGCUUUCAAGCUGUGUAUAGGAUGAGAUCCAGCUUGCCAUAACGGGGCCUUUCUUAGAACGUUGCUCCUUUUAGCAGAGUUGCACUAUGUAGCAGCACAGAGAGUUAACAUAAGUGGAAACAUUGAUUCUAAUCUCAUUGAUGUCAUAAAUACUUUGCUGUACAUACAAAUGCUUUUGUGUAUUUCUAGUUUUGGUGGUUAUAGCAUUGUGCAAUCCAGGAUUUGUUGUUAGCAAAAAGAAUUUGGUUUCUAGUCAGAUCUCUUUAAUGUUGCGGUGUUACACUAAGGGGUUGUCGGGGAGGUGGGGUGUGGGCAAGGUAAACUGAAGGCUCCUUGUUAGCCUUUUCAUUUGGAUAUUUUCUAGCCAAUGAAGAAAAAAUUGAGAGAAGUUUGGGGCAUCAAGCAACACAACUAAAAGUUGGCUGCUUUUUAGCUGUGUAUAAAAUAAGACCCAGUUUGCCAAAAAUAAUUCCGACCCAAAGACAUUAUGGCUUAGAGUUUAAUGUUGGUACAAAGCACAUAUCUCUGUACGAGAUCUAAUAAACCAGUUACCACCAUCAGAACUGACUGGGACACAUCCUGAAUCAGUGGAUUCAUGGCCACUUAGCAACUUACAACCACAGGGAACCUCUCUAGAUCCAGUGAUAUAUCCCACUUUGUGAAAGGAUGUGUCCUGAACACUGAAGAGAAUUAACACGUCAUGCAUACAUGGAGGCUCAGUUUGUGAACAGAAGCCAGAAGGUUAUUUAAAAUGCAAAAAGAGUUAAUUCUUAAAUUGCUGCAACUGACAUUUGAAGGUGAUUUGAGGCACAAUGGUGACAUUUUCUUUCCUGCCUUCCAUGAUGUGACCCCUAGUGAUGCCAAUACCGUUUACUGAAUUUUGCAGUGCUUCUCGUUAAUAUCCAUAUAAUUGUUUCCUUUUUGAGCUAGUACUACAUCUUCUAAUAUUCUGUACAGCCAUCAGCAUAAGGACUAUGCCCUAUAUGUAUGAAAUUAAGUUCAGAAGUUUAAAAAGUCAUUACCCAAAUACUGUGAAUGCUAUCACAAAAAGAUUAUUUGGAAGAAUACAUAAUCUUUUUCAACAUAUUUUGUCAUAGCUUCUCCGAUAAACAAGAGUAUAAUUACAGCAAGACAGGACUUGAUUGAAUUCUCUGCAGAAAAUCUGUUAAACCCAAGGAAGAUUAGGCAUGUCUGAUUUUAUUUUUGAUUUCAUUUGCAUGUGAAUCAUUUCUCAAAGCAGGCUAUAUAUAAAGGGGAGAAAUUGAUGUCAAAUACUUCAUUCCAACAUUGUGCUCGAUGAUGUAAAGUCAGAGGGACUCAGCAGGCUUACCGUAGUGCAAGGACAUUUACAGACAAUCGUUUUCUCAUGCAACAAAUUAGUUGUUGCAGGAACUCUAAAGAGCAGUGGCCCAGCUAACAAAUAUGUUGUGAUGAAGUAACAGUUUCUCAACAACAAAAGCUACAAGGAAAAUGCUAUAGUACCCAAUAGUUUAUAUAAACUGAAUAUAGUUGUUUGUGUACUGUGUACUAUGACUAGGUGUUACAAACUUAUAUUCUCUUCCUGAGGGAGAUGGUUGUAAAAGAAUGCCUUUUGUCAAACAGAUUUUUCCAGUGUGACAAAAGAUAUGCUUUUAUGACCAUGUCCCAUAUGAAAAGAAUGGAAGUGCUGGAAUGACAUACAGAGAGGUACGGAGAAAGCUGCUGCUACUCUCCUGCUCCAUUUUGACGUUAUUUUGUCAUGCGAUAAGUCUCUUAAAUUAAAUAUGAGAAGCCUUACUUAUUUGUGUUUGUAACAAAGUUUGGCGGUAUAAUACACACUGGUUCUUAAAUACUGCUUCCAGAUCUUGGAGACUGUUGGGCCAGUAUAUAUGCUCUCAGUAGAACCCUGGUGGCAUAGUGGUUAAAUGCCAGUGCUGCAGCCACAAGGUUGUGAGUGCAAUCCCAGGCAGGGCUACAAGGUCUUCUCCAUCCUUUCAUAGGGCUGUAAAAUGAGUACCCAGUUUGUUGGGGGCAAUUGGCUUACACAUUGUAAACCGGUUAGGAAGUGCUAGUUCACUGAUAAGUGGUAUAGAAGUGUACUUGCUAAUGCUCUUGCUAAAUAGCAUUAUAACAUGUUUUGUGAUUCUGUAUUCUGUUGUGUCAUUUACUGGUGCUACACAGGUGUUAUGUUGGGGACAUUAAGGCAAGUAGGAGGUAGAAGAGUCAAGAAAGCUUUGGUACUUUCAAUGCCCUGACAACUGGAAGCAUCAAUGGGGAAAGUACCAGAGGUGUAGCAGUUGACUCCUUUGCCCCACCUUUUAUGCUACAAUUCUUUGUUAACACCUAUGUACUAUAGCUGAUGAAGUCAGGGCACAGAGAUUCCACACACAAGCUGAGAAUCUCAAAUCCAAAAGGUUCACUCAUGGAUCUGUGCAAAAGUACUAUCAUUGCAUUCCUAGAUAAAAUAUAAAUUCCUCUUUGUUGUACAUGUGUCUUUCCAAUCAGUGGCUAUUUUACAGAGGUGGUUUCUAAUAAAAAUAAAAAUGUUGGCUCUAUCUUAAAUGUGUGCAUUUUUUCAACAGUUUUUUUUUCAACAAUUACAUAGUUCAAAGUAAGGAAGCA